AGAGAGAGAGAGAGAGAGAGAGAGAGAGAGAGAGAGAGAGAGAGAGAGAGAGAGAGAGAGGGAGGGAGGGAGAGAGAGAGAGAGAGAGAGAGAGAGAGAGAGACACUGCAGUCGCUGAGCGCCACUGCAAUUUCGGGAGAAACUACCAGCGGACAGAAGCCGAGGAGAAAUCUUUCUAAAUAUACAGCAAACCCCAGCGAGCGUGUGGCAGUAGCGAGCCUAGGAUGGUGUCUUCGAGAGCGGAUGUGGUCUAUAGUAUCGCAUGGACAUUUCUUGUACAGUUACUGCUGGGAUCGCAGGUCCAGGUGCAAGAUGUUGGUCUUCGGGAAGAUGUCCUGACUGCUACGUCUGGCCACCUGUUGGAGACGGGUCGGGGAGCUGAGGACCAGGAGAGGGGCGAGAGGAGACUGGAGGGGAGUGUCGCUGCGAGUGUCGUUCACCCUGGCCCCGACCUCUUGCAGGCGGUGUUGCAGAAGAAGGAUCUCCUCCAGCGGGAGUUUCGCCUCCUGCCCUCCGCCAUUCCUGGGGGGCUACCCCUGCAGCGACCCCCGCCCAGGCAGAGGCUUUCUUCCGCCAUUCAGGCGGAGUCCUACGGCAAACGGAUAACCCGCUGGCCUCCGAGCUGGUGGACCCGUCCCCGUCUCUGUCCCCGUCUCCGUCUCCGUCUCCGUCUCCAGACGCCGCCGUCUCCUCGUCCGUCUCGAUGGGGAAGGAGAGGCCAGGAAGCGGGGACGGUUCAGCCAACAUCGGGGAGGGAGAGCACCGCGCCGUCUCGCCGCCGAGCCCCGGCGAUCACCGGGCGACCCAACCCGGACGCCACACGACCGCCGGCAGCCCCGACGACUCCGACUCCGACUCCACAGAGGACGAGCCACCGAGAGGGAGGUCCACCCCUCUCACCGACGGGCGCACGACCGCGGCGGCCACCGCUUCUCCCGGCGAGAGCUCCUGAGGCCGGCACGCUGGAGGAGGCAACGCCGGGAGGAGGAGAGGGGGUCGUGGACACCAGCACCACCGUCACCAUCAUCACCACCACCGUGGUCACCUCCCCGCCCACCGCAGUCCCGUGCAGUAUAAGCUUCUCCGGCUCGGAGGGAUACAUCGACUCCACAGACUAUCUGCCACUGUCAGCGUACGGCUCCAUGCAGUGCUCAUUUAAUGUGACCGUCUUCAUGGGCUAUGGAGUGGAGCUCCAGGUGAAGACGCUGAACCUCUCCGAGGGGGAACAACUGUCGAUCCGCGGAUUGGAGGAGGACAGGUGGAUCGUUCUGGCAAAUCAGGUGCUGCUGGUGGAAGGCCAGGUCAUCCGCAGCCCGACCAACACCAUUUCCGUUCACUUCCGCUCCUUCCAGUACGGCGGCAUUGGGUCCUUCCGACUGCAUUAUCAGAUUUUCAUGCUGAGUUGCAACUUUCCACGGAGACCUGACUACGGAGACGUGUCGGUCUUGGAUCUGCACGCUGAUGGCACUGCACACUUCCGCUGUAACCCUGGUUACCAGCUGCAGGGGUUGCAAUCGCUGACCUGCAUGAAUGCAUCACAACCGCACUGGAGCACCAAGGAGCCAAGCUGCAGAGCGCUCUGUGGUGGGACGAUAUCUAACGGCACUAUAGGAAGAGUGUUGUCGCCCAAUUACCCCGCCAACUACAGCAACAACCAGACCUGCACUUGGACCAUCGCUGGAACCAAAGGGCAGAAGUUCCACAUGCAUUUUGAGAAGGUUUCACUCGCUGGGAAGGAGGACAGACUCAUCAUCUACAACGGACAGGACACCAACUCCGCCGUGUUGUACGAUUCCUCACGGAACGAAUAUUUCCCUCUGGAAGGUCUAAUCAGCAACGGGCGCUUUGUCCAAGUCGAGUUCACCUCCGAUGAGACGGCAACUGCGGGAGGGUUCAACAUUCGGUACGAAGCCUUCGAGCGCGGACACUGCUUCGAGCCGUACCUGCAGAAUGGGAACUUCACCACGACCAGCCCGUCCUACAGCGUUGGAUCGGCGGUGGAGUUCAGCUGCGACCCUGGUUACACCAUGGAGCAUGGAUCACCCACCAUCGAGUGCAUCGACAUCAGGGACCCUUACUGGAAUGGAACGGAACCGCUCUGUAGAGCCCUGUGCGGUGGAGAGCUGAACAGCCAGGCAGGGGUCCUCCUCUCCCCAAACUGGCCCGAGCCGUACGAUGAAGGAGAGGACUGUAUCUGGAGGAUCCACGUGGGGGAGGACAAGCGCGUGUUACUUGACGUUCAACUCCUGAACCUCACCAACAGUGACAUUCUGUCGCUGUACGACGGAGACGACCUAACCAUGAGGAUCCUGGGCCAAUUUGUUGGAACCAAUGCCCCCUUGAAGGUUUAUUCCACCACGUCCGAUCUUACCGUCAGAUUCCAUUCCGAUCCUGCAGGAUUAAUUUUUGGGAAGGGCCAGGGAUUUAUCAUGAACUAUUACGAGAUGUCUCGGAACGACACGUGCUCCGACCUUCCGGAGAUUCCCAACGGCUGGAAAACCACGUCUCACAGGGAGAUGGUGCGCGGGACGAUGACCACCUUCCAGUGCGACCCGGGCUACGACAUCCUGGGGAGCGACACGCUCACGUGCCAGUGGGACCUGACGUGGAGCAGCGAUCCUCCGUUCUGUGAGAAAAUUAUGUACUGCACAGACCCAGGCGAUGUCAAGCAUGCCAGCCGCACCAUUUCAGACAGCAAGCUCCUGGUGGGAUCCACCAUCCAGUUCAGCUGUGACGCCGGCUUCAUACUGGAUGGGAACGCGCUGGUGACCUGCUACAGCCGAGAGACAGGCACACCACUGUGGACAUCCAAACUGCCGCACUGCGCUCCGGAGGAGUCGGUGGCAUGUGAGAACCCGGGACUACCAGAGAACGGCUACCAGAUCCUGUACAAGCGGCUGUACCUACCGGGAGAGACGUUGACCUUCAUGUGCUACGAAGGCUUCGAGUUGGUUGGAGAGGUGACCAUCAGAUGCAUCAUUGGCCACCCAUCACAUUGGAGUGGGCCACUGCCCUCGUGUAAAGCUGCUCAGUACAGCUUCGAGCACUCGUUGGAAGCUGCGGAGGCGGCCGCAGAGAGGCCAAUGGAUGGUGGGAACAUGGCGUUGGCAAUAUUCAUCCCCAUCCUCAUCAUCUCCAUACUACUGGGGAGCGCCUACAUCUACGUCACUAGGUGCCGCUAUCACUCCAACCUGCGUCUACCCCUGAUGUCCUCUCACCCAUAUAGCCAAAUCACGGUGGAAACAGCCUUUGACAAUCCAAUCUACGAGACAGGGGACACCAGAGAAUAUGAAGUCUCCAUAUGAACCAGGACAUGGGACAAGGCGGAAUGUUGGGAUGCCUCGAUACUGCCAGAGCCUCUCCGACACCGUACCCCCCGAGAAUGACAUUUCUCCACACUUUCCGUGCCCGAGCUGCCAUCAUUUACCUCCUCGACAUGGAUGCUUUCCCAAGUGUAAUGUAACCCAAGCUGUGUCCUGUCUCUCCCCCCCCCCCCCCCCCACUGUAAAUAAGCCUUGCAAUGCAACCUGGGACAAGCUCCCCGCCUUUUCCUGAUGUUGUUCGGAAGCAAAAACUGAGUAUUUAAAGGAGAACAAAAUAAGAGUUGAAAACUAAAAUGUACAGCCAUUUAUUUUUGGUCAGAGCAAUUCGCAAGUAUCCACUUCAAAUAUUAAAUUCAUGCCCAUUUGAAUGCACUAAACAAAUAUAUAAAUUGCAGACGCAAGGAACUGCAGAUGCUAGGAUCUUGCGUAGAGCACAGAGUGCUGGAGUAACUCAGCGGGUCAGGCAGCAUCUCCGGAGGACGAAGAUAGGUAAUGUUUCUUCAGAUUGAGGAAGAAGGAUCCCGACCCGAAAUAUCACCUUUCCAUGUCAUCCAGAAAUACUGCCUGCCUGACCUGCUGAGUCAUGCCAGCACUUUGAGCUCUGAGCUAGAUAUUUAGCUAGAUAGCUAAAUAGCAUCAGUGCAUUGUAUAAGAAGGGACUGCAGAUGUGAAAAGGUCAAAUGCUUUAAAAUAUAAGUUAUAAUAGUCCAGGAUGCUGGUUUACACCGAAGAUAGACACAAAAUGCUGGAGUAGCUCAGCGGGACAGGCAGCAUCUCCGGAGGGAAGGAAAGUCUGAAGAAGGGUCUCAACUGAACAUGUCUUUCUCUCCAGAGAUGCUGCAGUUACUCCAGCAUUUUGUGUCUAUCUUCAGUGCAUUGUGCUCUGCCACUGAAAUUCAUUACAUUGACGUUAAUUUUGGAUGCACAGUACAACUUGGUGACACGACACCAUAGCGAGCUUAACGUUACCAAACAUGCACGGGAAUUUUUCCAGCAUAUUUCCUCUGUUCCAGGGAUGCUAUGUUAACUUUAAUAGCAAGCGAUGGAAGAUGCUGGGAGUCAAAACGUGCAGGAAAGAACUGCAGAUGCUGGUUUAUUCGAAGAUAGACACAAAAUGCUGGAGUUACUCAGCGGGACAGGUAGCAUCUCUGGAGAGAAGGAAUGGGUCUCGACCCAAAACGUCAUCCAUUCCUUCUCUCCAUUGAUGCUGCCUGUCCCACUGAGUUACUCCAGCAUUUUGUGUCUAUGUUGGGAGUUAAGGUGGAGUACGGAAUUAGUCCCUGAAAGAUGUAUUUCCUGGGCACAAUAUCCAUGUGGAAAUGGAACUUAAUAUCACAAGAGUUUGGUAUUAAGAUGGUCCAAAAUGGUGGUUAACCAUGGCAGGGGAAAUUAGGAAAUGGAUUCCAUUUAUUUUAGCAAAAUAGCCUUGAUGAAUAUUUUGGUAGUAUAUUCUUACACACAGACACUAUCAUUCAAAAUACCCCUCUCCUCUAACGUUUAAAUUAAGGAUAGGCUUCUAGUUGACUUUGUUUGUUGAUUCGAUUGUUGAAUCUGAGCAUUUUGUAAAGCAAAGGCAUUAGGGACAAGAGUUGUUGUACAGAAUUAAGGGCCUGUCCCACUUUGCGAUGUUUUUCGGCGACUGCGAACAUCAGUGGCUAACGCCCUAAAAACCGUCAAGUUGUACGACAUUCCGCGUCACCAAUGCGUCAAGCCGCGACACUCCGCGUCACCCGCCUUCACGACACAAGAAGGUUACACCGAAGUAUAAUGGUUACAUUGGAAAUGAACGGCCUAUGUUUCGACACUCUCCCAUAACGGGAGUACUGCUUGACGAAUAUUUUCCAAACGUCUCCUUUAUGCCGAUCUGUACACCAUCUGUGUACGUACUUUCGCAGUAUAUUUAUAUCCUGUUUAUACAGGCACAUACAGUGCCCUCUAUAAUGUUUGGGACAUAAAGCCAUCAUUCAUUUAUUUGCCUCUGGACUCCAGAAUUUGAGAUUUGUAAUAGAAAAAAAAAUCACAUGUGGUGAAAGUGCACAUUGUCAGAUUUUAAUAAAGGCCAUUUUUAUCCAUUUUGGUUUCACCAUGUAGAAAUUACAGCUGUGUUUAUACAUAGUCCCCCCCAUUUCAGGGCACCAUAAUGUUUGGGACACAUCAAUGUCAUGUAAAUGAAAGUAGUCAUGUUUAGUAUUUUGUUGCAUAUCCUUUGCAUGCAAUGACUGCUUGAAGUCUGGGAUUCAUGGACAGCACCAGUUGCUGGGUGUCUUCUCUGGUGAUGCUCUGCCAGGCCUGCAUUGCAGCCAUCUUUAGCUUAUGCUUGUUUUGGGGGCUAGUCCACUUCAGUUUUCUCUUCAGCAUAUAAAAGGCAUGCUCAAUUGGGUUCAGAUCGGGUGACUGACUUGGCCACUCAAUAAUUUACAAUUUUUUAGCUUUGAAAAAAUCCUUUGUUGCUUUAGCAGUAUGUUUGGGAUCAUUGUCUUGCUGUAGAAUGAACCGCCGGCCAAUGAG
Molecule: messenger RNA, 5831 nt
Organism: Leucoraja erinaceus (little skate)
Lineage: Eukaryota; Metazoa; Chordata; Chondrichthyes; Rajiformes; Rajidae
Product: seizure 6-like protein
Biological process (GO): synapse maturation
Cellular component (GO): neuronal cell body; endoplasmic reticulum
Source: RefSeq, a predicted model, not a curated record